This is a messenger RNA of Penaeus monodon (black tiger shrimp), 2175 nucleotides long. Its product is annotated as endochitinase A-like. Gene Ontology annotation, cellular component: chitin-based extracellular matrix. The transcript has 2 exons. Lineage: Eukaryota; Metazoa; Arthropoda; Malacostraca; Decapoda; Penaeidae. Gene Ontology annotation, molecular function: structural constituent of chitin-based larval cuticle. The record is from RefSeq and is a predicted model, not a curated record. Bases 54 to 1946 code for a protein of 630 amino acids.
AGUCAGCCUAAGAGAGUACACGACACAGGCAUCCCAACUCCUCCGCCGUUAACAUGAGGACGUGGAUUAGCUUAACCGUGUUGUCCGUGGCGGUGGUUAGCACGCUGAGUUUUCCACGUCCUGAUGCCGAGUACAAGAUUCCGACCGUAGGCGUCGGUGCCAGGGCACAAUACUAUGUUCUCCACGACGACGGGACCUUCAAGUAUGGCUACGACACUGGUGACGGAGCCUAUGAGUCUGCAAUGGCAAAUGCUCCCGGGGACGUCUUUGGCUCGUUUGGAUACAAGGAUGCAUCCGGGGCAGACAUAAAGCUGGAUUAUACAGCUAAUGACCAAGGCUUCCUUGUCAGCGGAUCUCAUCUGCCAGUUGCCCCAGUGGCUGACACUGCUCCUCUCGUCUCGACCAAAAGUGCGGCUUCCACUUAUGAUGCUCCUCCCGCUCCUUCGCAGUCUGCAGUCGCCUCCCAGUCAGGUGCUCCUUCACAGCCUGUAGCCGUAUCAGCACCACUUGAAGAAGCUCAAGUACAAAGCUCUGCUCUUGGUGAUGGAAGCUAUUCUUUCUCCUACGAGACUCAGAGAAGCUCACGUCAAGAAGCAGCAGAUGCUCUCAACAACAUCAAGGGAAGGUAUUCCUUUAUUGCUGAUGAUGACGUAAAUCGGGAAAUCCAGUACGUUGCUGGAGCUGACAUUGGUUACAUUGCUGAAGGAGACUCCCUUCCUCAAGGACCAUCUGUUCCAGGCGCAGAGACUGGUAUUCCAACUGGACGCAUUCUUCCUGUUCUGUCUGAGGAAGAGGCUAACAAGCUUGCCGCUGCCACUUCUGGUUCCGUAAGUGGUAGCCCUCUGACUGGUGCCACAUACAGUUCCCCACGUGACUCCGCUCCAAGGGACGCCUCUUACUCUUUCAGUUAUGAUGCUGGUCAAAGCUCGCGAUCCGAAAGUGCUGAUCCCAACCUUAACGUACAGGGAACUUUCAGCUUUGAUGCUGAUGAUGGAAUUAGAAGGACUGUGAACUAUGUUGCUGGAUCUGCUACCGGUUUUGUUGCUGAAGGUGACCACUUACCUGUUGCCCCAGAUGUGCCAAGUUCUGAGUCUCAUGCCCAGUCUUCCAGUCCAACUGUUGUGUCAACCAAAAGUGCAUCUCCUGGCUCUUCACGACCUGAUGCCCAUUCCAAGCCUGCUGCCCCAGCAGCACCAGCUGAAGAAGCACAAGUAAGAAGUUCUUCCCUUGACGAUGGAAGCUACUCUUUCUCCUACGAGACUCAGAGUAGCUCACGACAUGAAAGUGCAGACGCACAGAACAACGUCAAGGGAAGGUAUUCCUUUAUUGCUGAUGAUGACGUAAAUAGGGAAAUCCAGUACGUUGCUGGAGCUGACACCGGCUACAUUGCUGAAGGAGACUCCCUUCCUCAAGGACCAUCUGUUCCAGGUGCAGAAACUGGAAUUCCAACUGGACGUAUUCUUCCUGUUCUUUCUGAAGAAGAAGCCAAUGCUCUAGCAGGAGUCUCACCUCUGCUGAAGUCUGGAGAGGGGACCGACAUUCAAGCAGAUGCUUCGUACAAGUUUGCCUUUGAUUCUGAUAGUUAUUCACGGACUGAGGAAGCUGAUGCUGAUGGAAACAUUGUCGGAACCUAUACUUACGUAGAUGAAGACGGAAAAGAACAUACUGUUAGUUUUGUAGCAGGAAGAAAAACUGGAUUUUUGCCCAAAGCAGCUGCAGGAGACACAACACCUGUAGCAGCUGCUUCACCUGCGUAUUCGUCACCUUCCAGACCAAGCACUGUUAUAACUGCCCAAGCUGCCAGUCCUGUAACAAUAACCAAAGCUGCAGGAUCCUCAGCAACGUCCGGGAGUCACACAUCGCAGGUCGUAGGCGACGUUCUCCUUCACCAGUACAAUGCUGUCAACAGUCCCAAAUAUGGUUACGUCUUCACGGCUGUCCGCUGACUAUGAAAAUAGGCCACCGUGCCAUAAAGCAUUUCCAGUUUUAACCGCAUAAAACUAAGGGAUGUUUGUGCCGUAUUAGUUCUAGGGAAACUUAUAGGAGUGUUUGUCCCACAUUAAUUUUAUCUUCUAUAUAUUUUGCUCGAACAAGAAAUUUAUAGAAGGAUAAAAAGCACCUUCUUUGAAUUCCAAAACUGCGUCAGCAAUGCAUGAAAAACCAAUAAAAAUGCAA